Cercocebus atys (sooty mangabey) is the source of this 1928-nucleotide messenger RNA. Its product is annotated as zinc finger protein OZF-like. Lineage: Eukaryota; Metazoa; Chordata; Mammalia; Primates; Cercopithecidae. The transcript has 2 exons. The coding region runs from base 1 to 1515 and encodes 504 amino acids. The record is from RefSeq and is a predicted model, not a curated record.
AUGUCACAGUGGCUGGAGCAGGAGAAAAGCCCUACAAAUGCAGGAAGUGUGGGAAGGCCUUCAUUUAUUGCUCAGUUCUUAAUUCAACAUCAGAGAAUUCACAGUGGAGAGAGACCUUAUGAGUGUACUGAAUGUGGCAAGACAUUCAGUCGUAGUACACACCUUACUCAGCAUCAAAGAAUUCACACCAGUGAGAAGCCCUGUAAAUGUCUUGAAUGUGGCAAGGCUUUUAAUCAGAACACACAUCUUACUCUACAUCAGAGAAUCCAUACUGGAGAGAAACCUUAUGAAUGCAAUGAAUGUGGUAGGUCCUUUAGUCAGAGUGCACAUCUUACUCAGCAUCAAAGAAUGCAUACAGGAGAAAAACCCUAUGAAUGUAAUGAAUGUGAGAAAGCCUUCCAUGAUCACUCAGCUCUUAUUCAACAUCAUAUUGUCCAUACUGCAGAGAAACCCUAUGAAUGUCAUGACUGUGGGAAAGCUUUCAGUUACUGUUCGGACCUCUUUCAACAUCAGAGAAUGCACACUGGAGAGAAACCAUGCCAAUGCAAUGAAUGUGGGAAUGCCUUUAGUGAUUAUUCAGCCCUUAUUCAGCAUCAUAGAACUCACACUGGAGAAAAGCCCUGUGACUGUAAUGAAUGUGAGAAAGCCUUUGGUAACUAUUCAGCUGUUAUUCGACAUCAAAGAACACAUACAGGAGAAAAGCCUUAUGAAUGUAAGCAAUGUGGAAAAGCCUUUAGCAGAAGCACAUACCUUACUCAACAUCGGAGAAGUCAUACAGGAGAGAAACCAUAUAAAUGCAAUGAAUGUGAGAAAACUUUCAGCCAGAGUUCAUUCCUUACACAGCAUACGAGGGUUCAUACUGGAGAAAAACCCUACAAAUGUAAUGAAUGUGGAAAAGCUUUUAGUGACCGCUCAGGACAUAUUCAGAGAACUCACACUGGAGAGAAGCCCUGUGAAUGUAAUGACUGUGGGAAACCUUUCAGUUUCUGUUCACCCCUAAUUCAACAUAAGAGAAAUCAUACCAGAAAGAAGCCCUAUAAAUGCACUGACUGUGGAAAAGCCUUCAGUGAUCGGUUAGCACUUGUUCAACAUCAGAUAAAUCACACUGGAGAAAAUACCUAUAAAUGUACUGAAUGUGGAAAAGCAUUCAGUCAGAGUACACACCUCAAAAAUCACCAGAAAACUCAUACUAGUGAAAAAUCCUAUAAAUGUAAUGAAUGUAGAAAGGCAUUCAGUUACUGCUCUGGUCUUAUCCAACAUCAGGUCAUUCAUACUGUAGAAAAACCUUAUGAAUGCAGUAAAUGUGGCAAAGCCUUUAGGCAGAGGACAGACCUUAAAAAACAUCAGAAAAUGCAUACUGAAGAGAAACCCUAUGAAUGUAAUGAAUGUGGGAAAGCCUUUAGCCAGAGCACAUAUCUUACAAAACACCAAAAAAUUCAUAAUGAAGAGAAAUCAAAUAUACAUACUGAGUGUGGGGAAACCAUUAGACAAAACUCUUCUUUUUUACAACAAUAAAAACUUCACGCUGGAGAGAAAUUCUCUGAAUGCCUUAAGAAUUUGGUUAAUAUGGAGACCCUUCCCAGGGAAACAGAAGGAGGAUCAUAAAAACUGUUGACUGCUUAGAAUGAUCACAUGGUUUAGUGGAGAGAGCAUGUUUCUGGGUUUUAGAAGUCAUGGAUCUCAAUCUCAGCUCUAUUACUAACUAGAUCUUUUACUUCAGGGUAAGUCACUUCAUAUCUUCAGGCCUUAAUUUCCUCAUCUGAAAAAUUGGAAGGCCUGAUUUGUUGAGCUUUAAGAUCCUCAAUUAUUAUAUUUACUAGGAAUUCAAGUUUCUAUAAAUGUGGUUCAGAAUUGUGACUUAUUUAAUGUACAUCAGGUAUGACUCACAAGUGAGCUUGUAGUAGCUAUUAAGGAGUCAAUAAAGAUAU